Salvia miltiorrhiza (redroot sage) is the source of this 1630-nucleotide messenger RNA. RefSeq lists its product as uncharacterized. The record is from RefSeq and is a predicted model, not a curated record. NCBI's taxonomy places the organism in Eukaryota, Viridiplantae, Streptophyta, Magnoliopsida, Lamiales, Lamiaceae. The coding region runs from base 575 to 1186 and encodes 203 amino acids. Gene Ontology annotation, biological process: regulation of DNA-templated transcription. Gene Ontology annotation, molecular function: zinc ion binding; DNA-binding transcription factor activity; copper ion binding. The transcript has 2 exons.
CAUCCCUCUAUUCAAUUAAUACAAAAAAUCACAUUCACUUCCACUUCUCUCUAACCCUAACGAAAUUACAUUCCCCCAUUUUACUUCUACUCAUCUCUCAUUCUUUCUUUUUCACCCUUUGUUUUUCACUUACAAAAAAAUUACUCAUCUCGUUGGCAAAUGAACGUGCCUUGAACCGCUCAAGUUUGUGUCUUUCUUUGAGUUUUGGUGGUGGUCCAAGACUAGUGUUAGAGGAAUGAGCAACAGGUAGGACCCCUGCUCUUAUUCUUUAAAGUUUUAGCUUUAGGGAUUAGGAUUUUUAUAUAAUAUCUUGAUUAAAUUAUGUGUUCUAAUUACUUCAUUCUCUUCCAUUGUUUCCUAAUUAGGGGUUAGGGGUUAAAACCUCUGUAUAUUUUUCUUUGAAAUUGGCGCUACCAAACUCUUUGAAAAUAGCUCCGUUAAACUCCUGCUAAAAUAGGGGAAUUAUGAUUUUCUUUUUAUUGAUAUAAAUUUGGACAAAAACUUGUAGAUAUGAGUGGAUAUUUAAACGAGUAAUGACAAGCUCUGCCCUGAUGUUAGAAAAAAGCUAGAGAAGAUGAAGUAUAGUAGUGGAUAUUGUGUUACACAUCCUGCAUUAGAAGGUAGGUUUGAAGUUGAAAAGCAUGAGGAUCGUUUUGUUGUUGAUAUUGUUUCUAGAUCUUGCACAUGUAGAUUGUGGGAUAUAACAGGGAUACCAUGUGCACAUGCUUGCUCAGCGAUAUAUUUUCUCGAGGACAAUGCAGAAAAUUAUGUGCACGAGUACUUUUUUUUGGAGAGGUAUAAACUCUUAUAUGAAUUUGGGUUUCCACCUUUGAAUGGUGAGAAGAUGUGGCCAAGAGCAGAAGGCUAUGAUGUAAAACCACCUCAAAGAAAAAAGAUGCCAGGUCGGCCGAAGAAAAGGAGAAUAAGAGACCCAUCAGAGCCAAAUCCUUCGAAUCCCAACAAGCUUAGAAGGAAUGGGUCACGUAUGACAUGCCAAAAGUGUUUUCAGCAAGGUCAUAACAGCAGAGGAUGCAAAAAUACACCUGUUGACAAGCCACCUAAAAAAAAGGGUGAAAGAGGAAGACCACGCAAAACACAAGCACCACAACAAAUAGUUGAACCAUCAACAUCAAAUGCAAGAAGCACUUCAAAAGGCAAUGAAGCAGCACAUCAAACUUUGGUUUAGAAAAGAAAAGAGGAUUGCUUCUCAAGGCUAUGGUGUGAUGCAGUGUGAAUCUGGGAAUAUAUACAUGAAGAUGCCAUCUCACAAGAGGACUACAUUUGUCAACCCAAGGAAGAAGACCACCACUUCAAGUUCAGCAGUUGAGAAGACCACUCAAGAAAGUAGAACUUAAAUAGCAAAAUGUGUACACAUAUUUGGUCAUUUUACUUGGAUGUUUUUUGCUGCUGAAAUAUAUCUUUUGCUGCCAGAAAAUAUGCUUAGGAAGCAGAAUUGGGUGUGUUUUGUGUUUUUUGCUGCUAGAAUUGGUUGUCACAUCUCUUCAGACUCUUAGUUAUAUUGUAGACUUGGGUGUGUUAUGUGUUAAUAGUUUAUGUAUUAGCUUUGCUGUGGUGGUGGAUAAUGAGUUUUGAAAAAAAAAAUGGGGAUUGAGUCAUUUGUCAUUUGCUA